AUGAACGAUUUGAACAUCCGCUACGUAGCCGCCAGGAGAUAUGCGCCCGGAGAGAAGCUCGACCUCGUACCCCAUGACCCAUCAGAGCCAUUUGGCUCAGGGGAUUUCCCGCCCUUCCAAGACGAUUACCAGCCGCGCUCGCUCCAGCCCACAGCGGAGGAGCUCAAGCUGAAGAAGCCCCGACUCAAGAUCGUGGAGUCACUCCGAGCCGGCAGAGACGUUGGCUCUCAGAUUCUGCUCUGCAAGGUCGUUCAAGGACCUACGGACCGCGACAACAUCAGGAAGCAUGCACCCUUCCCGACUUUCCCCAAGCACAGCAAGGUGAGGCGGGGAGGCAGCUUCGUCGUCGCAAACGUAUUCGACCCUCGACUCUAUCCCAUGCGCGACGCCAUCGACUUGCCCCAGAAACCCCCCUUUGACGACGUCACCGUCGCGUACAGCGAGCUCUGCCGCGAGGCCGCGGUGUACCAAUUCUUCUACGAGAACGAGAUGUCCGGAUACCCUCACAUCAUUGCUCAAUAUUACGGCUGCUGGGUCAUCAAUCGCAAGGUUUUCAACGUCGACGCGACUGUAGACGAAUGGGUUGGUCUCAUUCUCCUCGAAUACAUUGAAGGCCUUUCGAUUGAGGCUAUGUGUUAUCGCGACCGUCACACCGGGUACCUCCAGCCGCCGCUAGGCAGGCCUGUUUCGCUUCAUAGCGAUCCCGAGGCGGAGGGUAAGGGCCAGGCCAAGAUGCUAUCACUGGACCGCAAAGUGUGCUUGAACGCCUUCAAGGAUUUCCUCAAGGAGAUCUUUGUCUGCAUGCAUCUAGGCGUGUCCAUGCGCGACAUAUUUCCCCGCAACGUCUUCCUCACGAUCCGCAGCAAUGGUCACGACCUCGAGACGCCCCGCGUCGUUCUACUAGACCACCUCUUCUCAGUCGUAUGGGAGCACUCCAGGCCUUGCAAGGAAGGAGUACCAUUCCCCUUUGGCGACCUCGAGCUUCCUCCUCACCCUUGGGAACAUUGUUGCGUCAGCGCUGUCAGUGAGUUCCUCGGCUGGAUUCCUCCACAGUGGGAUGAUAGGAAAUGGCUGCCGGCGAAGACUUCCCCUGCCGCCACCUCUCUGGCAACCGGUCAAGCUUCCGACGUGGCCGGGGUCACUGAAGAGACGGGAAUCGCAAAGUCGUUUAGUGACUGGCUCGUGGACUGUUUCGGUCCUUUGGAUGACAGUAACCCGGACUAUACGGUGUACCCAGAGGAGAUUUCUGACAAUGGUGAGGAAGAUGAAGGGGAACUCGGAGAAGAAGAUGAUGAAGUGGACAUAUCAGACGAGAGAGAACCUCAGCCAGACGUGGAGACCGUGACCGAGAUUGAUCAAGAGCAGGUGUAUGCGAAUUUGCUCGAACGGCGAAGAGAAUGGGAGGCUUCGCGUGCCCAAGAUGCCUCGAUCCCGCAACGUCCACGCCCGCACCCCAACCACACCCAGGGCACCCCCUCCCGCUCGCCCACGCGCAAGGCUGAAGCAGCAGGAGGAGGAGGAGGAGAGCAAGAGUCCUCAAUGUCAUCAACCAGCUCCACGGCCCAGGUCGCCAACAGUCCCUCUCACCAGUAUCUUAGCGGGCUCGUUAUUCGGGAAGCCACCGGCUCGGGCUCGGAUAGCGACAAAGAGCAGCAGCCGCCGCGGUAUUGA
Molecule: messenger RNA, 1671 nt
Organism: Colletotrichum scovillei
Lineage: Eukaryota; Fungi; Ascomycota; Sordariomycetes; Glomerellales; Glomerellaceae
Exons: 2
Coding region: 1-1671 (556 amino acids)
Source: RefSeq, a predicted model, not a curated record